Molecule: messenger RNA, 3482 nt
Organism: Bursaphelenchus okinawaensis
Lineage: Eukaryota; Metazoa; Nematoda; Chromadorea; Rhabditida; Aphelenchoididae
Source: the annotation of a GenBank genome assembly
AUGAUACAAAACGGAAGAGUGGCAGACACUCUAGCCAAAGGUGGCCACAAUGUGGUAAGUUCUAGCCUAGCCCAGAGCCGUAGCCUAGAGCCCUAGCCCAGAGCCCUAGCACAGAGCCCUAGCUCAAAGCCCUAGCACAGAGCCCUAGCCCAGAGCUCUAGCCCAAAGCCCUAGUCCAGAGCCCUAGCCCAGAGCCCUAGCCCAGAGCCCUAGCCCAGAGCCCUAGCCCAGAACCCGGAGCCCAGAACCCGGAGCCCAAAGCCCAAAGCCCAAAGCCCAAAGCCCAGAGCCUUAGCUCAAAUUUCUACUCCAAAACUCUAAUUCAAAAUUGACGUUUCUUUUUAGACCCUCCUAGAGCUAGACGUAGCCAUUAAACCAGGUUCAUUACAUACAGUAAAGCACGCCAAUUUCUGGCCAGAAACCUUUGAAUGGCCAGAGAGAGUGUCGGGAGAGAUGAUCAUACCAAACGCUUUACAUUUCACAGCAUUCGAACUUAUCACAGGAUUACCUGGAUUUUUGGACAUUUUUGGCGGUAGUUGCUUGGGUAUGUUGAUAUAAAAUUUUUUUUAUUUUUAAAUUAUUGUUUUUGUUGUGCUUUAAAAAAGCCAUUGCCAUUAUAUGUCUUUAUAUAUCUAUUACAGCAAAGUUAAAAAUUAAAAACUAGGAAAAAACUUUCCUUACAAAACGUUAAAACCCGAAAAAUUUAAAGAUUUAAAAAAUUCGAUAAAAUUUUGUGGCAUUUUGUCAAAGUUUAUAAACUGAUUUCUAUGGUAUUUUAGGAUUUAUUUUUGAAGUUUGACGGAAUGCCACAAAAUAUAUUGAUAUUUGAGACGAUAUGUCAAAAGUUUUAUCGACUUUAUAAAUAAGCAAAUUUUUGUUUUGUAAAGAAAGUUUUUGCUAUUUUUUAUUUUGUAAAGAAAGUUUUUGCUAUUUUUUGUUUUGUAAAGAAAGUUCUUGCUGUUUUUUGCUUUGUAAAGAUAGUUUUCUGCCAUUUCUUAACAAAGUUCAAACUUAAAAAAUUUUUUUAAAUUCACAAAGUUCAGCUAUUUUAAAAUCGCCUCACAUAAUGAAUAAGAUCAGAGACUCCAACUUUGAUGUGAUAAUGUUUGAACAAUUCGAUGUUUGUCCGUUUGUCAUUUCUCAUUUACUCAACAUUGAUGUCAAGAUCUGGAUGUCAAGUUGUCCAAUCAUGGAACAUCAGGCUGAUUUGGUUGGCGUUCCAACUGCUUUUAGCUAUGUUCCAGUAGCUGACAGCUCAGAAUGUGGUGAUCAGAUGACAUUCUUUGAAAGGUUUAGAAAUGUUUUGUUUGGUCAUGCUUUAAGCCACGCUUACUUUAGUUAUUGGCAUGGGUUACAUUUGAAGUUGAAAGAUAUGUAUGGGUAGGUAUUUUGAGUUACUUAGUGUUUAUACAGUAAGAAUGAGAUAAGGAUAGAAUAGAAUAUUAUGAAGGGUAGGGUAGGGUUGGGCACGGUCGGGUAGGGUAGGGUAGAGUAGGAUAGGGUAGGGUAGAGUAGGGUAGGGUAGGGUAGGGUAGGGUAGGGUAGGGUAGGGUAGGGUAGGGGUAGGGUAGGGUAGGGUAGGGUAGGGUAGGAUAGGAUAGGGUAGGGUAGGGUAGAGUAGGAUAGGGUAGGGUAGGGUAGGGUAGGGUAGAGUAGGGUAGGGUAGGGUAGAGUAGGGUGGGGGUAGGGUAGGGUAGGGUAGGGUAGGGUAGGGUAGGGUAGGGUAGGGUAGGGUAGGGUAGGGUAGGGUAGGGUAGGGUAUUGUAAUUUUAAAAUCAUUUCAGUCCGGACUUCCCAAGCCCUCUAGAUCUAGCAAAAUCCACCGAUUUAGUUCUUAUCAAUACGGAUGAACUGGUCGAUUUUCCUCGACCAUUACCACCAAAUGUUAUUCAUGUUGGAGGGCUUGGUAUGAACCACGUUAACACCACCUUAUCACCGCACUACCAAAGUCUAAUGGAAAGUGGCAAAGAUGGUGUAGUAUACUUUUCGUUUGGUACUAUGGUAUCUACAGUAGAGCUGGGACAGACUUAUAUGAAGAACUUAUUGGACACUUUUUCGAAAUUCGAAAAUUAUUUUUUUAUUGUCAAGGCAACGGAAAAAGAUAGGUUUACAUUUGAGUAUGGUAAGGGUAUCAAGAAUGUUCAUGUCGAUCAUUGGAUUCAACAGCCUGGCGUUUUAGGUAAUAUUUUUGGUCGUAAAGAAAUUUCUUGCUAUUUUUUGAUUUGUAAAAAAAGUUUUUGUCAUUUUUUGUUCGCUAAAGAUGAUUAUGAUUAUUGCAAUUUUGUUUUGUAAUAAAAGUUGUUGCUAUUUUAACCCCUAUAAACAUAGUUUUUGGCAGCUCAUCCAAACCUAAGAUUCUUCAUAACUCAUGGUGGCUACAAUGGCAUUAUGGAAGCUUCAAGAUUCUCAGUGCCAUUGCUAUUAAUAGGCGUUUUUGGCGAUCAGACUAGAAAUGCUCGACUGGUCGAAAGGAAUGGAUGGGGAGUGUCAAUGCACAAACUGUCAUUAUUAUAUGAAACAGAUGAGUUUGAGGCAAAAAUCAAAGAAAUGCUACGGAACCCAAAGUAAGAUCUCGCUUUUUUUGUUUUUUUUUAGUUUUGCAGGUUGCGGGUGACAUGUUAUACGCUAGCACAUUUUCUUUUUGUUUAAGGACAAAGGCAAGGUAAAGUAAGGAUAGGUACUGCAGGGUCCAAGUAGCAUGAUGGAUGUUAAAGUAGGAUAAGAGGGCAAGAUAUGUUGCAACUUACGGGUAGAGUGUUGUAUUUUACAGCAGAGCAAAGUCAAAGCAAGGCAAGGCAAGGCAAGGCAAGGCAAGGCAAGGCAAGGCAAGGCAAGGCAAGGCAAAGCAAGGCAAGGCAAGGCAAGGCAAGGCAAGGAAAGGCAAGGCAAGGCAAGGCAAGGCAAGGCAAGGCAAGGCAAGGCAAGGCAAGGCAAGGCAAGGCAAGGCAAGGCAAGGCAAGGCAAGGCAAGGCAAGGCAAGGCAAGGCAAGGCAAGGCAAGGCAAGGCAAGGCAAGGCAAGGCAAGGCAAGGCAAGGCAAAGCAAAGCAAGGCAAGAAAAGGCAAGGCAAGGCAAGGCAAGGCAAGGCAAGGCAAGGCAAGGCAAGGCAAGGCAAGGCAAGGCAAGGCAAGGCAAGGCAAGGCAAGGCAAGGCAAUGGCAAAAUAUAUAAAUAAUAAGAUUUUAUUUUUAGGUACAAACAAAACGCGAUUCGAACAACAAAAUUGUUGCAAACCAAGCCUCAGACAGGUGAACAACGUCUUCUAUCGUAUAUAAAGUUCCUCGAAGAGAACGGUGGUCAUUUACCUGAGCUAAGAUCAAUUGCCAAUCAACUAUCAGUCAUUGAGCUAACUAAUAUUGACAUUUGGACAAUUAUCUUAUUAACUAUUGUAGUUGUUAUCGUUUUGUUGUUAUACGUCAUUGGCACUGUUUUGAAAAAGUUGUUUAGGUUGAUAGGGUUUCGAAAGAAGGAGAAGAUGCAAUAA